Pelobates cultripes (western spadefoot toad) is the source of this 7196-nucleotide messenger RNA. NCBI's taxonomy places the organism in Eukaryota, Metazoa, Chordata, Amphibia, Anura, Pelobatidae. The record is from the annotation of a GenBank genome assembly.
CUUAUAUGGUAGAGUUAACUGUGUACAGCAGCGAUGAGCUCACACCUAUUGAAAAGGUGUGCAGUUUCUGUGAAAGCUUUUCUGUCUGACCUCUGAACCUCGGGUCGCUCAGUCUCAUGUUUGCAUGGACUUAGACCCUCAGUACUGACAACACAUCACAAAAAGGAUUAUAAUAUUCUCGCCAAGGUGUCUGGAGAAACAGCAGAAGAGGUGAGAAUGUAAGGAGGGGAUAAUGGGGCGAAAUAAAAAAUUAAGGAGAAGGGUUAACGUAAGGAGAAAACUGAUGUGUAGAAAAGCUGUGUGGGGUGAACAGUGAGGAACAGAAGAAGAUUGGAAGAAACAGCUUGUGGUUAAAAUGGGAGAAACGAUAAAGGACAAAUGGGGAACGGGAGAACAUUGGGAUUCAACACAAGGAACAUGCGGGGGAGUAACUGGGUAGAUGAUGUAAUAAUGCCAGAGGUGUAUAUAAAAUUAUUUUUGGAAAUAGUGUCAGGAUAAUUUAGGAUCACGUUGGGCAGAAGACAAACGGGACAGGUCAGAUUGGUUAUAGGCAAUUUGGGGAAAUUAAAUCGUAUAUCUGUUAAAUGUAUAUCUGCUUUUAUUUAUUUUUUUUACAUUUCCACACUUGUAUUAACCAUCCUAACCGUACAUCUGAAUGAAAGUUGUAUUUACACUUACCUGCAUGUUUGUUGGUGGUGGUUCUGAUUGGUUUUAAUAUUUGAGGUGGUUUGGUUGCUUGAAUUGUUUUUUGGGUGAGAGGUAAGAGUUCUUAAUGGAUGUUAUUAUUUGGAGUAAUGCUUUGAGUGUUAGAUUGUAGCAGUAAUUGUGUAGCAAUAAUGCUUCUCUAACAUCUGGCUGAGAGUUCUAUCCCUACACAUGUACACCUGCUGAGAGUACUAUGAAUUAAGUACCAUCUGGCUGAUAUUCCCAUGUACAGAUUUCAUCCCAUCUAACAUCUCUACAACUGCACUCAAGCACUUUGGUUAACGAUAAUAUCUGCUUCUCACACUAGACAGCUUCUAUUACACUUCUGCGUUGUAAUAAUAACUGAUAUUGUAUGUACUGUCUUUUCCAGAACCUGAAGAAUAGUCAGAUCGCAAGGUACGUAACUAUCUUACAGUAUCAAUUCUUACUUCAUUGCCAGGAAACUAUGAAGUUUUAUCCACUGAGGGAAAAAAACAGUUAUUAAUUUUUCAGUGCACCCCCCAAAAAAUGAAAACCUAAUUUAUUUUUUUCUAAAUAAGCGUUGAAGCAUAUAUUUUACAUGAUACAUAGUAUUACGCAGUGGGAUGUAAUUUAGAGGUUCGUAUUAAUUACCGUUUGUAAAUAUAUCUUGUUUAUUACUGAACUAAAGUAUACCGUCAAUUAAAGUAUUAAUUUGGUGCAAAAGUUCUAAAGUGAUAAAUAAAGUUACACCAUGCAAAUUUUGAUGAUAUAAAAUUAAUGACUUUCUUAAAGUGGCAAUCUAAGCACUAUAAGCACUACAGCCCACUUUAGUGCUAUAGUUAUAUGUCAUUAGGCACUUUCCACUAUUUUUUUUUAAUUCAAAGCAGAUUGACAAAGGUCAAGACUCUCCAUGCUACCUAGUGCAAGGCCCACCUCCUCUUCAGUCACAUUUAUAAUGUGGAAACUCCACUACCAUAUGACCAAGUAUAAUUCUGUCCAACCUGGAUGGCAGUGAUAGAAUGAGAGCGCAGGUGGUGGGUUAGAGGGUGCAUCCAGUUUGGAUGGAGUAGCAUUUGGAAAUGUAAAAGUGCCAUUUUUGUUUUGUCAGUGUGGUUGAUAAGAGGGCUGAAACAUAUUUUGUUUUGUGAAACUGCCACAUUAUUGUGAACCAGCAAAAAACUUACUGCCAAUAUAUUUCUAUUUUUUUUUAAUUCUCACAUAGAGCCCAUUUUCUAUUUAUUUAAAAUUAUUGCAUGUUAACUAUGAUGCUGUAACUGUGUUCUGAAUAGGCAAAUAAGUAUGACACUAUUUUAUGACAAAUAAAUGCUAGCAAGCUGGCCCCCCCUGACAUUAUUGACUACAAAGGCAAUUACAUUUUUUUUAUUUAAACUGAAAAUUUGUGAGUGUGCAUGAAAUCAUGGGAAUGUGGAAAUCUGAAAUUUCAUUUAAUAUCAUGUUCAUUAUUUUGGAGUUUAUUUAAUUAUGCUUUAUAUUUCACUAUACGUUAAUGAAUAAGAUUCCGCAGGUAAAUCCCUGACGAUAAAUACGUCUGGGUGUGCAUUAACAGGAAUUUAAUUCGGACGACUGUCUGAAACAAACUUUUUGCACGUCUAUAUUUCAUCAUAGCAAACUCCUGAAUAAUUGAAAAGCUAAUUGUAGAAUAUGGGCUAAAAUAGCCAAGUGUGACCAUAGCUAACCUGAAUAAUUUUGCCAAUUUAGCUAUAGCCUAAAUAUAGCAAUUCAGUUUUUAUGACACUGCAAUUUGUUGUUUAGUGAAUAAAGUCACUACAAAUACAGAACAGGCUCUGGAUUCUGUUAAUAGUAAAUACGGCUAAUGCUCAUAAAUGAAAAACUAUUUUAUCACUAAAGUCUAUCGGAAAACACUGAUUUAAUAAAUGGUGAACAAGAGAGAGAAAUACAGAAAGAAUGCAGAUGUUAUAAAUACAUAUUAGCUCUGGAACACCCAGUGGGCAUAAGUAGAACUGCAUAAAAAGCAAUUUUUCCUCUUUUUCUACGCUUGAAAGUUCAUUUUAUAUAACAUUGCAAUAUACGCAAGUUUAAAAAAACAUUAUUCUGGAAAAGUUAACAUUUCAGGAAAUACAUUUAUAUGAUUAUUUUUCAGUGGCUUUUAAAAAGCAGACAUUUAUCCUAAGACACACACACACACACACACACACACACACACACACACACACACACACACACACACACACACACACACACACACACACACACACACACACACACACACACACACACACACACACACACACACACACACACACAUAUAAAUUUUCUGCACUGUCUCUAGAAACCAAAGUCCUCUGUAUCAUUUACUGUUUAUCUAACCAAUCCCCUGUUUACCAGACCCAUUACCUCUUUAACUCCUCUGCACAGGGAUCUUAUCUUUUCUCCUGCACAUGGAUUGACAAACAAUUUCAAUGUGUAGAGGCCAAAUAAAAAAUAUUGUGCAAUGUUUUUGGUUUUGCAUAUUUAGAAAAAUAAAAUUAAAUAUAAUUAAGAUCAUAUGAUACAUAAUCUAGAUAGCAAAUUUUCAAACAUUAAUUGAAUACUCCAAGCACAAUAACCACUCCUGCUAACUGUAGUGACUUUUGAGCCAGGAAUGCCCUGGGUACCCCAUUAUAAGUAUUGAAACCAUUUUAGAACAGAUUGAUGUAUUAUUUGGCGUUUAAGAUAUAUGUAAUUAUCUAUCCUUUUUUUCAGGUGUUGAGCUAAACUCUACCGAUUUCUGGUAAAAAGUUACACCUUGGGCCAAUUUUGGGGGGGUUUUGCAUUCUUACUUUCAAUUUUUAUGUCCCAUCAACAAAGCAUCUCUAUUACCUCUCUGAGAUUUUGGGGUUUUGCAGAGUGUCUGUAGACUUUCUGAUGUUCCUUUUACUGUGUGAUUAUAUCAGAGAAUAAACUCACCACUAAGCAUCUCUUUUCCUUCAGCUUGUGAAGAAGCAUUGCAUGAGAACAUGAAUCCAACACAAGUCACUGCUGUGUCCCUGCUCUUACUUCUCCUGAGUACAGGUCCGUGUUAUGAAUAUCUCAUAUUUAGAAAAAUAAACUAAACAUUCAUUAACUAAACAGCAAAACUAGAGUUUGUCUUUGUGGAUAGUCUCCUCACUUUGGCUCCCUAAAAUACAUUUUGUAAUUCAGAAGACAAUGUUUAUUUAAUUAUAUGAAAUUAAAAAUAUUCAACAUAAGGAUAGGCGAUUCAAGAAAAAAAAAAUCGAUCAAACAGGGAUGCAAUUCCUACGGAUGAAAUGCCACAAUUAAUGAAGUGCGUCCAGGACACAUUUUUAGGGCCUCCUUUUGUAAUAUCAGAUAUAGCGGUUUCACCCAAAAUUCAUUGAUUUGGAACAGGACCGGACUGGGAAACAAAUUAGGCCUGGUCAUUUUUUAAUCAUAGCGGCCUACUAAGAAGGGGGCGGGGCAGACAGGGUGAGCAUGUUGGCUCAAUUCUCUUCCAGGGCAGACCAUGUGCAGAGCUCUGCUGUACAUGCCUGUGCUGUGUUUCAACUUGUCUCUGGUGUCUCUAUAAAUGGGAUACCAGCAGACAAAAGGGCCAGGAAAAGUAUUGUGCGUGUGUUUGGAGCCUGCUUGUGGGAUUGCAUGUGUGUAGAGUGAGCUGAUUGUGGUGUGGCAUUGUGUAAUAAGGUCUGUUUUAGUUGUAUUUGUGGUGUAAUGUAAUGCACAUGUGGCUAGGGGCUGUUGAGAGUGUGUAUAAGUGCUGUGUAUGUGAGGGUGCUGUGUGUGAGGGGUGAGGUGUCUGUGUGAGGGUGAUGUGUGUGAGGGUAAUGUGUGUGUGUGUGAGAGAGGGAGCUGUGUGUGUGUGGGUAAUCUGUGUGUGUGUGGGUAAUCUGUGUGUGUGGGGGUAAUCUGUGUGUGUGGGGGUAAUCUGUGUGUGUGAGGGUAAUCUGUGUGUAAGAGGGAACUGUUUGUGUGUGUGUGGGGUGAUGUGUGUGAGAAUGCUGUGAGUGAGGGUGCUGUGAGGGAGGGUGCUGUGAGUGAGAGUGCUGUGUGUGAGAGUGCUGUGUGUGAGGGUGCUGUGUGUGAGGGUGCUGUGUGUGAGGGUGCUGUGUGUGAGGGUGCUGUGUGUGAGGGUGCUGUGUGUGAGGGUGCUGUGUGUGAGGGUGCUGUGUGUGAGGGUGCUGUGUGUGAGGGUGCUGUGAGUGAGAGUAUUGUGUGUGAGGGUGAUGUGCAUGAGAGUGCUGUGUGUGAAAGUGCUAUGUGUGAGGAUGCUGUGUAUGAGAGUGCUGUGAGGGAGAGUGAUGUGUGUGAUGGUAAUUUGUGUGAGAGAGUGUUGUGUGUGAGAGUGAUGUGUAUGAGAGUACUAUGUGUGAAGGUGAUGUGUGAGGGUGCUGUGUCUGAGAGUGAUGUGUGUGUGAUGGUAAUUUGAGUGAGAGAGUGUUGUGUGUGAGGGUAAUGUGUGUGAGAGUGCUGUAUGUGGAAGUGUUGUGCGUGAGAGUGCUGUGUGUGAGGGUGAUGAGUGUGAGGGUGAUGUGUGUAUGUAUAUGUUAGGAGAGGAUUGUGUAUUGGGGGAGGCAGAUUCAUUCCUAUAUAAGAAUUAAUAAAUUUAAAAAACAAAACAAAAAAACUGGCACUCCCUUCUUACCUUUAGCCUGGGGGAGGGCGGCAUGGUGGUGCCUGAGAGGGGGGGACUGGCACUCUCACACCAUCCCUGGUGUCGCAAGUGGUGAGUGAAAUCUAGCCUGCGAGGCUAGAGUUCACUCUCGCAAGAUCGGGGGCAUUGCCAUGGUAAUGCUCCGGAUCUCCUGAGAGGAACCCAGCGGGGUGUGAGUGUCUCUGUUUUGGGGUGUGAGUGUCUCUUAAAAAGUUGUUAUUGCAAUUCCCUAACGUUAGUCAACUCAAAUAACCCAUAGAAUGUUAGUUAUAGAUAUAUGGAAAAUGGCUGCAAAUAUUAUUUUCUCUGAAGUAUUUCAAACAUAUUUAGGGAUACCUAAAUAAUACAAGAACAUGCAAUAUAAACUGCAAAAUCGAUAUACUCUGGCCAAGUAUAGUAACGCAAGUAUGUAAUUAAUUCACUGAAUUUCAUGAAGAAGUUGUCACAUAUGUUAGAUCUUCUCAUCUUGUGGUGUUUGUAGCCCAAAUAGAACCUCUAGUGGUGCUAGUUUAUUUGAUACAUCGGAAGUAAUAGAUUGCUUACAUUUAUCUUUUUAAUUUCUCCAUCACGAUAACUCUUUCAACAUACAUUGAAUACAUUAUUCCAUACAUACCAUUCCACGAAUAUACCAUACAUUCCUUCUUUGACCAUGGGAAAAAGUAUAAAAGAAGCACAAUCUGAAGGCACAUAACACACAAAAUCAUUCCUGUAUCCUACUUGAACUAUUUUUGGACUUUUAUUGUUGUACCUUAGCAACAUAUGAGUCUAUACCUAGUAAUUGUAAGUCAAAUGAUGCUCAGCUACCUGCUUACUGCUAUAACGUCAUGGGCAUUUUGGUCAAGAAAAGGCUGGAAUGUCUACAUCAGAAUAUUUAAUCUGCAUUUUUACAUUUUAACAAUGCAUCAAUAGGGUUCACAUGGUAUAUCUGAAAGCCCUAUAACCUAUCUUUCUCUCUGUCUUUCCAGGGAUUCAGAGUUACCGGAUACAAAAGCGAGAGGAGCCCCCUACUUAUUUAUCACAAGUGCAGAACGUGUUAAGCUCAUCUUUUGAACAGGCCAGUACCAAAGCUAAGGAACUAUUUGAUAAAGUAAGAAUCCCUGCUGUAGAGGAGAAAGUCAAGUAAGUAUUUCAGAAAAAAAACAGAAUAUGAACUUGACAAAAAAGCUUGAUAGACAGUACAGAAAGAAUAUUAAAGGACCACUCUAGGCACCCAGACCACUUCAGCUUAAUGAAGUGGUCUGGGUGCCAGGUGCCUCUAGGAUUAACCCUUUUUUUAAAUAAACAUAGCAGUUUCAUGGCUUGACUGGUGUGCAGAUUUUUGUUUAACAUUGUAUUAACUAUCCACAGACUUGAGGUGGAAGGGGUUUUCAAUCACAAUGUUUCCCCACCAUAACUUCUUUGGUUGUUGCUUCUCUCUCUCUCUCUCUCUCUAUAUAUAUAUAUAUAUGUAAAUAUUUAUUUAUAUAUUGUCUCUCCACACCAUGAUACUAGGCUCUUAUUAAAUGAUUUAGCUGUUUACACACAAUGUCAGGUAUUGCUUAUAUUGUCUAGAAUAUUCCAUGUUAAGAUAAAAUAUCUGUGCCUCAUGCCGGACUAUUCCUUUAACAGGGAUGCUUAUGAGAAGACAUCAUCUUACGUGACUCCUUAUUUGAACAUUUUUUAUGACCAAGCAUACCACUGGCUUUAUGAAUAAGCGGCAUUGGCUGAUCUACAAUUCAAACUCCGUAAUCUUCAGCGUCAUUUUCUCAAGGCUUCCUAGGGUAUUAAUAUCAAUCUUGGUGAAGGUCAAGCACACACCUGUGCUUCAGAAUUCAACAGUUUAUACCAUUUUCUGUGACUGCAAGAACACUUUCCUGGAUUCAUUCCAAAUUAAAUAAAAUUAUCUUUUUUUUAGUCGAAA